Messenger RNA from Caenorhabditis angaria, 4911 nucleotides. Lineage: Eukaryota; Metazoa; Nematoda; Chromadorea; Rhabditida; Rhabditidae. The record is from the annotation of a GenBank genome assembly.
AUGAAGUGUGUUCUUUUCUCCCCAUUACUCAUUGUUCUGAUAGCUUGUGCUCAUCGCUUCACGCCAAUCGAUGGAAAUAAAAUCGACACCAAAGAAAUCUCCGGCCACCAUACAUCAGUUCUAAGUAGUUGUGUUGUUAUUGAUUUCGGCACUUUCCCAACUUUGUAAACUUUCAGGUGAAGGAGUUGUUCGAAUUGGACAUCUUCAUCCAACAAAUCCAGUCAUUGCUCAUGAACCUGAAGUUCUACGAAUGUGUGCAGACGAUCUCAAAACACAUAGAAUAUUACCCGAAAAAUACAAAUUACAGUAUGUUUAUUGAUUUUCCAAGGAAUCUAUAGCUUUUCCACUUUCCAGAGUUUAUACAAUGGAAAGUUGUAAAAAAUUCUCCGGCGUCGAACAUGCUGCAUUUCUACAUUACAUGAAAAAUACCACAAUUUAUUUCGGACCUGGUUGUAAUAAUGGUGAGUUCAAAAAUAAUUUUGUAGAUCUUGGAAAAAAACAAAAUUCAGAAAUGUUGGUGAUUGGUCGACUAGCUCCACGUUGGAAUGUUCCAAUUAUUGCUCACAUGUCUGGCGAUGAUAUUUUAUCCGAUCGACACGAAUUUCCAACUUUGGGAUCGGUUGCAUUGACGUCGGCUAGUGAAAUGGCGAAAGCAACGGUCACUUUUCUCAAGUUGAAUAAUUGGGAUCAGGUAAGCCAGAUUGAGCACAAAGACUUCAAAAUCUCGAUUUCAUACACUGGAAAAUAUAGAAGAUUCCCAAAAAAAUAAAAAAUAUAUAUAAAGAAUCAGAUGAAGCUUGUUUCUGGCUCAAAUUCGUUGAAAAUCUAGAUCUUCUUUAAUUUUGAAUUCAGUUUCCCAAAAGAUACAUUCAAAAAUUAAAUGUUAAUAGAAAAUCAAACAAACAUCAAAUUAAAUUGUGUGUUCUUUAAACACUAAAAAAGUCACCCUACAAUUCGUGAUAACAUUUGAUAUGAACUCUGAUUGUUUUUUGAAACCCCAUAUUCCUAUUUUUUUGAUGAUUCACAAUUUUGAUGAUAGGGAUCAAAAAUUAUACGUACAUAAAUAGAUAUAUAGUAUAUUAUAAUAUUUUCCGGAAAUGAAUUCGUUAACAACGAUACAUCCGGAAAAGAUUAACGCUAUCAAAUUUUCAGAUAGGUAUUGUUCGAUCAAGCACUGGAUAUGAACGACUUUCAGUGCAUUCACUUCAACAUCAUAUCAAGAAAAAAGAUAUUGCGCUGAAUAUUGUUAUUGAUAUUGAACCAUAUUCAAGUCCAGAUGAUAUAAUAGCUUCUGGAAAAUUGGUCACUUUAGCAGCAAAUGCAAGAAGUAUGUUAACAUCAAUUAGAUAAAAAUUAAUUAACGUUCCUUAUUUAUAGUUGUGGUUGUUGAACUUGGUAUGGAUAUUCAUUCAGUUACAAAUUUCAUGAUUGCUGUUCAUCGCGCUGAUUUGAAAGAUGAAGAUUUCGUAUUCGUUAUCCCCUGGCUUUCCCACGAAAAUGAUCAUUAUCCAUGGGAAGCUGGAAAUGUUGACAAACAAGAAGUCAAAGCAGCAUUCGAGAACUCGAUUGUGAUCACCGCUCACGGAUAUGAUAAGAAAUUUUUUGAUGAUUUCCAGAAAAAGUUUAGUCAAGUCACAGGAAUAUUACCCAGUCAUGUAAGAUUGUUUAGUUCUAAGGUUAAGUUCGUAAAAUUCAAAUUGUUUAGUAUGCAACAUUAUCAUAUAUGUCACUUUAUGAUGCGUUGUUUUUGUAUGGUCUUGCAUUGAAAGAUGCAUUCAAUGUGGUUCGAGAUUAUAAUGUGCAUUUGAAUGGAUCGUUUUUAUGGACAAAAAUGACUAAUCGACAAUUUGAAGGUUUGUUUUUGAAGAGAGAUCUAUAUAUAAAUAAAUAAUCUCUAUCAGCUAAUCCUUGUAUAUAUAUCUAAUCCUUUUCAUUUCUAUCGUAAUUAUAAUUUUUUUUCCGAUUCUGAUAUAAAAAAUGGUUGCUAAGAAAAUGUGAGUUUCGAAAAACUUCAAGAAUGUAGCCGAAAAUGUGUUGUAUAGUACGAAAAAACAAAUCGAAUAUUUUUCCAGGAGCGACUGGCCAAGUUUUGAUGAACAACAAGGCUAUCCGUGUUCCUUCCUAUGCCACAUAUUAUGUUACCAAUGGAACGUUAAAGGUUUGAUUUCUAACAUGAGUAAUCUUCAUCCAUAAUUUUUUUCUCUUAUAGAUUGUUGUUGAAUUAGCCGCGAAAAAUAGUGAAUCCGGACAAUGUGAGAGAAAUGAAGAUAUGUGCUCUGAGCAUGUAGGUUUUCUUUUCUCCCUUCCCAAUUUUAUUUUCAAAUUUUUCAGAUUGCUCAUGAAUCAAUUCAAUAUUAUUGGUAUAAAAAUGACGGAAAUCUACCACCAGCAUUUCCGAGAUGUGGAUUUACUGGAUCUAAAUGCGAUUAUCGUCCGUACUUCUUUGCAAUUGGAUUUGUCAUAUUCCUUCUCACCAUUGGACCUUUGUCGUAUUUUAUUUAUUUGAAACAGAAAGAACGAUUAUUGUAUGAUAUGACAUGGAGAAUUCCAAGAGAAUCAGUCAAACUUCUUGAAGGAAAAUCAGUAAGUGUUCAGUUUCACAGAUAAACCUAAUAUGUUAUUGAUUACAGAAAUCAGAGCAUUCACUUGCUAGCAAAUCUCAAAGUUCGGGGAGUUUUUCCGGGAGUAUGAAUUCUAAACAAAAUGGAUUAAUUGCUGCUAAACAAGCUGUUACAAAUGGUGUAAAAUUGGCAAUAAAAGUAUGUUUGUUGUUUGUAAACUGAACAUUGUGUUUUAUAAAUCUAAUUGUUUAAAGAGAUACCAACAAGUUCGAAACCUGACAUUCCCGAAAUCUGAAUUAAGAAUGUUGAAGGAGUUGAAAAUUCUGGAAAAUGAGAAUCUCAAUAAGUUCUAUGGAAUCUCAUUCAAUCAACAGAAUGAGUUUAUUGUUAUGUGGAUUUUAUGUUCAAGAGGAAGUUUAGAAGAUAUUUUGUUCAAUGAUGAACUCAAACUUGGUAAAAAUUUCCAAGUUUCGUUCGCGAAAGAUGUUGUCAAGGUAAAAUUACUCAUCUUUUGAAUGAAUUUUCGAAAAAUGUAUUUUUAGGGUCUUGGUUAUCUCCACACCUCUCCAUUAGAAUAUCACGGAAUGCUUUGCCUUCAAAAUUGUUUGGUGGAUUCAAAUUGGACUGUGAAAUUGACUAAUUUUGCAACAGAUAAUAUCAUUGCUGAAAAAUUACAACAUAAUGAAAUUCGCCCAAUAAUUAAUCCAGAUUCAGAUUCUGCAGAUGAUUCUGUUGAUCCAUCUAAAGAUAUUGCCAGGAAAAGUGAGUUUGGUGGUAAUUAAAAAAAAUAUAUCAAGUUAUGGCUUUCAGAAUACCUUCAACAAGCUCCGGAAAUAAUUCGUGAAAUUGUUACCACCAAAACUUUGCCUCCUGGUUCUCAAGCAGCUGAUAUUUAUGCGCUCGGAAUGGUUUUGUACCAGAUUUUAUUCAGAGUUGAACCGUUUCAUGAGAGAAACAAAAGCAUCAAUAGUAUGUUUGAAAAAAUUUGUACAUAAAGAAAAAUUCCAUUAUUUUUUCCAGAACUUAUGGAAAUGUUAGCUAUGGCAAACGAUGAUGAUCAAUUGAUUCGUCCAGUUUUUCCAUCAUCAAAUCAAGCAGAAGGUUAUAACCUUCAACUUCUCUCGUGCUUGGAGGCUUGCUGGUUGGAGAUUCCAGAAAUGCGUCCACCGAUCAAAAAAGUUCGAACAAUGGUUAAUGCAAAUCUCAAAUCAACUGGAAAAGGUUCUCUAGUUGAUCAAAUGAUGAAAAUGAUGGAAGAAUAUACUGCAAAUCUUGAAAAUAUGGUUAGAGAUCGAACUGCGCUUUUGGAAGAAGCGCAAAAACAAGCAGAUCGUUUGUUGAAUAGUAUGCUUCCAAAGUGAGUUAGGAUAUUUGAUUCAGGUUUGGAAAACUAUUCAGGAACUUGCCAGUUUUGCGGUUCCCACUUACAGAAGCAUAGAUUUCCACAUACGAUUUGACAAAGUUUGUGCAAAUCUGUCGCAUCUGUAAGUGGUGAUUAGCAGCCCAUUAUUCUAAUUUUAUUAUUAUAUUUUUUUAUUGUGUUUGAAGCUUUCAAUAACAAAAAAAAUUUAUUUCAGAUCAAUUGCUGAAGAUUUGAAAGUAGGUAAAUCUGUGCUCCCACAACUCUAUAGUUGUGCCACUGUUUUGUUCUCGGAUAUUAGAGGUUUCACAAGAAUCUCCUCAACUUCAACACCGUUACAAGUUGUCACUUUUCUCAAUGAUAUGUUCAGCGGUUUUGAUGCAAUUAUUGCUAAACAUGAUGCAUAUAAGGUAUUUUUUACUGCAAAAUUGACAUUAAAAUUUAUGAGCAUCAUAAAAAAUAUAUAUAAUCCGAUUACAAAAAAAAAGAAUAAAUCACUUCCUUUUUCUAGGUUGAAACGAUUGGAGAUGCUUAUAUGAUUGUUUCUGGAGUUCCAAAUGAAAAUGGAAAUAAUCAUGUUCAAAAUAUUGCUGAUGUUGCUCUCAAAAUGCGCGCCUUCAUUUGCAAUUUCAAAUUGGCUCAUCGCCCUGAAGAAUUAAUGAUGGUUAGAAUAGGUUUCCACAGUGGACCAGUUGCUGCAGGAGUUGUUGGUCUAGCAGCUCCACGAUAUUGUCUCUUUGGAGAUACUGUCAAUAUGGCAAGUCGAAUGGAAAGUACUGGAGUUGCUAACAAGAUUCAAAUCUCUGAAAGUGCUUAUAAUCUUUUGCAUUGCUUCUUCCAACAAUUCCAACUUCUUGAAAGAGGAAAAAUUGAAGUUAAGGUACACUUUUUUUCAAAACUAUCAAUUUUCAUUUAUUUAAUAAUAUAUUCUUGUUCCAGGGAAAAGGUGAAUGCCUCACAUAUUAUUUGGAAGGAAGAAGUGGAAAAUGA